AUGUUCUUCUGUCUCUGCGGUACCUCAUACCUCGUUGAAGGACUACAUACAGAAAACCCUCGUCCGGUGCAUUCGACACCACAACGGCUUGAGACCUCGCGCGCCCCGCUUCCAAUGCAGUUUCGUCCACAGCCGGCGAGAGAUGAUCUAGAAAUGAGAGACUACAGGCCAGGUAAGGUGCCUGCCAUUUUGAUUACUCCCGUGGCGGAAGAGCCAGAGGUAUCUAGCUCAUACAGGGGCCAAAGACCCCAAUUGAACUCCACCCCGGUCCACCCGCGAGGGAUUCUGAAGCCUCGCACAGAUAGGUUUCCCUACGAUGGUACUCGCCAGUCACAGCCAAUCCAGAGACAGUCAGGGCACGUCCGUAUCGAUAUUGGAGGACAAUCCAACUCCGAACCAGUAUCUGACAUUGUGAAAAUCCGCGUCUAUAGGCGAAAUGGCAACACGGUGACUUCGGAUCACAGCGCAGGCGUUGUGACUGAGAAAGUGAAAAUCAGGCCGGGGGACGUGGUGAUUUGCAAGCCCGGGUCGGAAGAACUAAGGAUGCUCCGUAUUGGUAACCCCCAAGAGCGGCGGCAGUGGUGA
This is a messenger RNA of Aspergillus ochraceoroseus IBT 24754, 585 nucleotides long. RefSeq lists its product as uncharacterized. The record is from RefSeq and is a predicted model, not a curated record. The transcript is spliced from 2 exons. The coding region runs from base 1 to 585 and encodes 194 amino acids. NCBI's taxonomy places the organism in Eukaryota, Fungi, Ascomycota, Eurotiomycetes, Eurotiales, Aspergillaceae.